Messenger RNA from Kalmanozyma brasiliensis GHG001, 633 nucleotides. RefSeq names its product Nucleoside diphosphate kinase. Bases 1 to 633 code for a protein of 210 amino acids. Gene Ontology annotation, biological process: GTP biosynthetic process; CTP biosynthetic process; UTP biosynthetic process. Gene Ontology annotation, molecular function: nucleoside diphosphate kinase activity. NCBI's taxonomy places the organism in Eukaryota, Fungi, Basidiomycota, Ustilaginomycetes, Ustilaginales. The record is from RefSeq and is a predicted model, not a curated record. The transcript has a single exon.
AUGAGCACGAUAGCAAGCACUUCGAGGCGUACUGCGGCGGGUCUCAUCGCAGGCCACUCUGGGCCAUCGCUCAUCGCCUCUUCGCGCACCCCGGCCCUCUCACCCGCCCGAAGCUCCUCCACCGCCUCCCGUCCACCUCUGGAACUCACCCUCGCCCUCCUCAAACCCUCCGUAUGCGCCUAUCAGCCCGACAUAUCCACCAUCCUGCGCUCGAUCAAAACUUCCGGCCUUUCGAUCGCGCGAUCUCGUCGGUUGUUCUGGACGUCCGCCGAUGCGCACGCGUUCUACGCCGAGCACCGUGGGCGGUUCUACUACGACCGUCUCAUUCUCGGUAUGAUCUCCGGUCCAUCGUUGGCCUUGGCGCUAUGCGGACCAGGCGCAGUGAAGGAGUGGAGGCGCAUGUUGGGCCCGACAAAGGCGUAUAAGGGCAAGUACACGGACGAGAGUUGUCUAAGGGCCCGGUAUGGACUGGGUGAUACGAGGAAUGGUUUCCACGGGAGUGAUGGGCAGGAGAGCGCGAAGAGGGAACUGGGACUGGUCUUCGAUGGUUGGGAUGCAGAGUGGUGGCUGCAGAGGGAGAUGGGGCAGUUGCCGACAGAUCAGGGGGGCAGCGUCAACCCGUUAGGGUUUUGA